Molecule: messenger RNA, 1138 nt
Organism: Nicotiana tabacum (common tobacco)
Lineage: Eukaryota; Viridiplantae; Streptophyta; Magnoliopsida; Solanales; Solanaceae
Source: RefSeq, a predicted model, not a curated record
CAAAACUUAUCACAAUCUUAUUGCGCUCUAACUGCAAUUUGCUCCAAGCUCUCUAAUUUAUUUAUUUGCUCACAGAUCAUUCUGAAAGCUUUCUUUAUUUUUCUUAUUGCUAGUGUUUUUUCAAUUUUACUGUUUCAAUUAGUUUCAUUUUCCAUCAAUGGCAGAAACAAAGGAAUGCCAUGUUAUCGUCGAAAUCCCAGUAGACGAAGAGCAUCAAAAUAAACUUGUAUGUGCAAUUCAACAUCACCCAUUAAUGGAAAUCUCAAAAAGCCCAGGUCAUCUCUUACUUCUCAAGCUUUGGCAAAGAGAAGAGGAUCUCUCUGGCCGCAGAAUUGCGGCCAAAGAGACCCGAAUGGACAGCAUUCGAAGAGAAAUAUUUCAACUUUGUUGUUUCUUCUUUAUAUUCCAUGCACUUUUCUUUACAAUUUUAUUCACAUCUAUUUCAGAAGACAACCAACAUAAUAAUUUCGCGUGCCACAAAUGGUGGAUCCCAUCAGUGGUAUCAGUUUGCACAUCAUUUUUUAUAGUGUUUUUGGUACAGUUGAAACUUUACAGGUUUUGGAAAGUGUCGAAACAGUUGCAAAGGGAGAGAGGGGAUGGUAGAGCAUUGACGAGGUGCAUUCAAGAACUGAGAAUGAAAGGGGGGAGUUUUGAUCUGUCAAAAGAACCACAGAUUGGGAAGAAAAUGAAGAGCUCUAGUGUGGAGAUCAAAUGGAAGCCUUUAACUUGGUUAUCUCAAUAUGUAGUAACCAUUUGUCUUAUUUGUUUCACAGGAUUGGUGUUCGCAGCUUCCAGGCUCGUCCUCUGCGCUUAAAUCAGCUAUUUGGAAUCUAGAAAAGUUGCUCUUUGCUCGGGCAGAAAUGUUUUAUGAUUUAGAGACCAAAGCAGAUCCCCUAUAGUUUCAUAGUAUGUGUCCUGCUCGCGGAUCCAGGAUUCAGUCAUCGCAGGGGCACUAUGACAUUCAAUAUAAAUUUAUAACCGCUCAUAGAGAUUGAUACGGGGGCCUAGGCUAAUAUUUGACUAUUUCUUGAAGACAAUUUUUGCGGAAGUUACCGGGUGCCGGUGUUAAGGGGGAUAGAUACCCAGCAAGGAUGUAAGAUUGAGAAGUCCCAUCUGUUACACACAGUCGACUGGCUCG